Molecule: messenger RNA, 936 nt
Organism: Leishmania braziliensis MHOM/BR/75/M2904
Lineage: Eukaryota; Euglenozoa; Kinetoplastea; Trypanosomatida; Trypanosomatidae
Product: putative monoglyceride lipase
Exons: 1
Coding region: 1-936 (311 amino acids)
Cellular component (GO): membrane
Molecular function (GO): lipase activity
Source: RefSeq, a predicted model, not a curated record
AUGCCGUGCUGCUGCUCUGGCGGUCACCGUCUGGCGUACGCCAUCCCAGGUCGUUCGCCGCCCGACCCGCAGCUCUUUCCUCACUACAUGCAAAACGCGCAGAACCUGUGGUUGCACUUCAGCGAGUGGUGGCCGCACGGUGAUGGCGGCAGCACCCCAGUCCCACCAACUAAAGGUGUUGUGUUUAUCGUUCCUGGCUUGGGCGAGCACACCGGCCGCUACGACUCGGUCGCGCUGCGGCUCAAUCAGGAGGGCUACGUUGUGUUCUCCAUGGACAAUCAGGGCACCGGCGGCAGUGAAGGCGAGCGGCUCUACGUUGAGCAUUUCACUGACUUCGUCGAUGACGUCUGUGCGUUCGUCAAAUUCAUCCAGGCACGGUACGCGGCUCUCUCGAACCAGCCCACUUUCCUUUUAGGGCACUCGAUGGGUGGGCUGAUUUCCACGCUUGUGGCGCAGAGGGACGCAAUUCACUUUCGCGGUGUUGUGCUGAGCGGCCCCGCUCUGGGGCUGCCAAAGCCCAUCCCCCGUUUUCUGCGGUCCCUCACGCAUUUUCUCUCCAAGUGGCUCCCGAAGCUUCCGGUGCACAAACUCAACGCCAAUUUAGUCAGCUACAACCCCCCUGUCGUGCAGCUUGUGAAGCAGGACCCCUUUUACUCCAACGUGACGCUCCGUGCGCGCUUCAUCGAUGAGAUGCUCGAGGCUCAGGACCGCGCCGCAGAGGCCACGUCCAAGUCAUCGUUUCCUUUUCUCAUCGUGCACGGCGAGGAGGAUGAGCUCUGCUCCUUAGACAAGUCGAAGUGGUUCUUCAAGAACGCGCCGUCAACGGACAAGCACCUGGUUUCCUACCCUCGUGCUGCCCACGAGGUGCUGACGGAGCUGUGCCGCAGUGACGUGAUGGCGGAUGUGAUGAAGUUUAUCAACGAGCGAGUGAGGUGA